Diuraphis noxia (Russian wheat aphid) is the source of this 925-nucleotide messenger RNA. RefSeq names its product Protein tyrosine phosphatase Meg2 (gene Ptpmeg2). Gene Ontology annotation, molecular function: protein tyrosine phosphatase activity. NCBI's taxonomy places the organism in Eukaryota, Metazoa, Arthropoda, Insecta, Hemiptera, Aphididae. Gene Ontology annotation, biological process: protein dephosphorylation. The record is from RefSeq and is a predicted model, not a curated record.
AUUCAACAAACGUCGGGCAAAAAAAUAUUUAACAACAUAAUAUUAAGGCCCAACGACAUUAUUAAUAAAAUUAAUCUAUUCGAUGCGUUAUCAAUAUCGGUUCUGUUCGCUGUAAAAUAAUCAAAAUCACAACAACAACCAAAUAUGUGCCAUACAAACGGCUCAUUGUCCCCCGUAUUAGUGGUGGCUUGAUAGCGCAAAGCCACAAGCACAACAGAUCCGGCAGGUCGGUGUGAAUGUACUGCUUGGGCGUCCGAUAAGAAUAAUAAUCCCACAGUUGAUGAUCGCAAUACGUUUGAAAUGGAAAUCGGAGAUCUAUUGCCGGAACAAGAACGGGCCAUAGAUGAAUUCAUCCACACGAUCAAUCAUAUGAAUAAAUCACAAAACAAACCGCCAAUAUCACGGUCGUCUGCUUUCAAGUUUUUGGUAGCAAGGAAAUUUGACGUUGCAAGAGCUGUACUGUUACACGAGCAGCAUGAAGAGACCAGACUGCGCGAGGGUCUGUUUGGAUUUAAUUGUGCUGUUGAACCAUUAAAAAGUGAAAUUAGAACUCAGAAAUUCACAAUUUUGCCAACAAGAGAUUCAACAGGUGCUGCUAUAGCUGUUUUUACAGCUCGCUAUCAUGUGCCACAGUUUUCUUCCCAUCAAACUACUUUGCAGGGUAUUGUUUACCAACUGGAUAUAGCUCUUGAAAACGUCAAGACUCAAAAAUGUGGGUUGGUAUUCAUUUACGACAUGUCRGAUUCCAAAUAUUCAAAUUUUGAUUAUGAUUUGAGUCAAAAAAUCUUAACCUUACUCAAAGCAGGAAAGAAUUAUCCUGAUUAGUCAUGUUUCCGACGAGACCCGAUCCAAAUGAAAUGAGACCUACUGAAUUAUGCUAAAAUGAUUGUGCUAAAUUUAUAUUCAUCAUAUUGACAUUCAGAUA